Molecule: messenger RNA, 2424 nt
Organism: Lachancea mirantina
Lineage: Eukaryota; Fungi; Ascomycota; Saccharomycetes; Saccharomycetales; Saccharomycetaceae
Source: the annotation of a GenBank genome assembly
AUGUCAGACGUUGUGUUGAAGGAUGAGGCCAUUUUCCGGUCUGCGGAAAUGUCGCUUAUCCAGCUUUAUAUUCCGCAGGAAGUUUCCAGGGACGCUGUUUAUGGGAUUGGAGAAAUCGGGCUGGUACAGUUUCGAGACUUGAAUACCAAAGUGAAGGCGUUCCAACGGACCUUUGUGAAGGAAAUCCGCCGUUUGGACAAUUUGCAACGUCAAUACCGGUACUUUCAUUCUUUACUUGUCAAGCACAAUAUCAAGUUGUAUGAAGAGUUCGAGGACGAAAAAACGUUUUCGUUACCACCCAGUACGUCCAGCAUCGAUGACCAUGUCGACAGCGGAACGCUUUUGGAAGACCGGAUGGUGCAAUUGGUGGAGGCUAGCGAGCAGCUCGAAAAGCAAAAAGCGGACCUCGAGCAGAACAGAUUCGUGUUGCAAGCCGGAGACUCGUUUUUCGGCGGGGUUGGUAAACAAGACUCCGAAGCAGACAUGCCACCGCAAUCCAUUUCGUUUGUCACGGGUGUGAUUCCCAGAUCUAAGGUCAGCAGCCUCGAGCAGAUUUUGUGGAGAGUGCUCAGAGGCAAUCUGUUGUUCAAACGCAUCGAAGUCCCAGGAUUGGUGUACGAUGCGAAGCUCAAGGAACCUGUUUACAAGGACGCGUUCAUUGUUUUCUCGCACGGUGCGUUGAUCAUGCAACGUAUCCGUAAGAUUGCCGAAUCUCUGGACGCGAACUUGUACGACAUUAGCGAGAGCCAGGACGAAAGAUCCGAGCAACUCUCGAAAGUGAACACGAGCCUUUCAGACGUGAACACAGUCUUGGAUUCGACUACAAAAAGCCUCGAGACCGAGCUUUAUGCGCUUGCCAAGGAAUUGGAUGGGUGGAACAAAUCCGUUUCGCGUGAAAAGGCGCUUUACGAAACUUUGAACCUUUUCAACUACGACUCUAAUCGUAAAACGCUUAUUGGUGAAGGCUGGGUGCCCACGGACGAGCUUGAAGACCUACAAGAGCAUCUUUCGACGCUAACGGCGAAUCUUGGUGUUGACGUUCCGUCGCUAAUCCAAGUUAUGGAAACCAACAGAACUCCUCCGACGUUCCAUAGGACCAACAAGUUCACGGAAGGCUUUCAAAACAUUUGCGACUGUUACGGCAUUGCCACUUAUCGUGAAAUCAAUCCCGGUCUGCCCACCAUUGUGACUUUCCCUUUUUUGUUUGCCGUUAUGUUUGGCGAUAUGGGUCACGGUAUGUUGAUGACAAUGGCUGCUUCUCUGCUUGUCAUUUACGAGAAACAAAUCGGUAGAAUGAAAAGGGACGAAAUUUUCGACAUGGCCUUUUCGGGAAGAUACAUUGUGUUGCUCAUGGGUCUGUUUUCGAUCUACACCGGUUUCCUCUACAAUGAUAUGUUUUCGAAAUCGUUGACCAUUUUCAAAUCUGGUUGGAAAUGGCCUGAACACUGGGAAUUGGGCGAAACGAUAUUUGCCAAACAAGUGGGCACUUAUGCAUUUGGGUUGGAUCACGCUUGGCACGGUACUGAGAACGGUUUAUUGUUUGCCAACUCUUACAAGAUGAAGCUGUCCGUGUUGUUGGGUUUCAUCCACAUGACUUACUCGUACAUGUUCUCUUUGGCGAAUGACAUUUAUUUCAAAAAUUGGAUUAACAUCGUGGGCAAUUUUGUCCCAGGUCUAUUGUUCAUGCAGGGCAUUUUCGGCUACUUGUCGAUUUGUAUUGUAUACAAGUGGACUAUCGAUUGGGUUAAGGAUGGCAGGCCAGCACCAGGUCUAUUGAACACUCUAAUUAACAUGUUCCUAUCACCUGGAACCGUUGAAGAAGAACUGUAUCCUCAUCAGGCGCAAUUGCAGGUUUUCCUUUUGAUUGUCGCCCUUAUUUGUGUCCCAUGUUUGCUACUGAUCAAGCCCUUACAUUUCAAGUUCACCCAAGGUAGGCACGAACAUCAGCCACUUGCGGGCUCUGAAGAAGGCGUCGCGCAACAAGACCAAGAGAACGGUCUCCUCGAGGACGAAGAUGACGACGAAAACGAGGGAGGCCACGGCGAGGAAUUCGGCGACGUUGUUAUUCACCAGGUGAUCCAUACCAUUGAAUUCUGCUUGAACUGUGUCUCGCACACCGCGUCUUACUUACGUUUGUGGGCGUUGUCGCUUGCGCACGCGCAGUUGUCUUCUGUGCUCUGGACUAUGACCAUUCAAAUUGCGUUCGGUAUGACCGGUUUUGUCGGUGUGGUGAUGACCGUGGUGCUCUUUGGAAUGUGGUUCGUGCUGACUUGCGUCAUUUUGGUCGUUAUGGAAGGUACUUCUGCCAUGUUGCAUUCGUUGCGUCUACACUGGGUCGAAUCCAUGUCCAAGUUUUUCGAAGGUGAGGGAACUCCUUACGAGCCAUUCAAAUUCCACUGUGUCGGCUUUGAGGUUCCUGCAUAA